This is a messenger RNA of Homarus americanus (American lobster), 3786 nucleotides long. Its product is annotated as death domain-associated protein 6-like. NCBI's taxonomy places the organism in Eukaryota, Metazoa, Arthropoda, Malacostraca, Decapoda, Nephropidae. The record is from RefSeq and is a predicted model, not a curated record. The transcript is spliced from 13 exons. Gene Ontology annotation, molecular function: histone binding. The coding region runs from base 30 to 2141 and encodes 703 amino acids.
UCCUACACCAUGUUUACUAAUAGACAGCAAUGGCGGCAAAGGAUGUGAUAGAGCUUGAUUCUGCUUCUUCUGACGAUGAUUACCAGGAACCUCCUAGAAAGCCUAUUGGGUGGAAUUAUCAGUUAACCACAUCCAAAGAUGAAAAGGAGAGGAAGACCGGGAAGGCAAACGGCGCAGUUGUUCACAGGAUCGAAUACACGAGCGACGACCUCGAAAUUGUCGAAGUGAAGUCGGAUUCGAGUGUGUCCGAAUUUCCCAAAUCAACAGUCAUCAAGCAUUUCCCGCCCUCCAGUACACGAACAGAAAUUCGUAAACAGAUCCGCAACACUACCCAGAAAACCAUCGGAGACUUCUUCGGAAACGGAAGAUUGAGUAAGAAGAACACGGAGAAUGCCAAGAGCGAUGGUGACGCAGAGUCAGGUAACUGUGUCAAGGAAAGAAAAGGUAAAUCAAACGAAGAAACAGAUAUAUUGAAUUCAGAACAAGACAGUGCAAAGAAUAAGGAGGUAAAUGCGGAGGAAAAUAGUGAAACAAGCAUAGCAGCACUGGAGAAUUUUGUGAGUCGGUGGGAGGAAGUCAAAUCCAGUAAGGACGACCACAAGAUCCGAGACAAAUUGUGGAAGUAUUACUAUAUGGCUCACUCCAGCUACUCUCAUUCCAGAAAGUUCAUUAGAAUGAUUGAGCGAGCAACACGGAAGGUCUCCAUAGACAACAUCUAUGUGAUAAUAAAGGACAUUUUGGACAGUUUGAAGCGCUAUAAAGAUUUACCCUACCAAGCACAGGAAGAGGAAAACCUGGAGAAGCUGGGAGCCAGUGAGGACUCCUUGGGGGAGGGCGGGGAAGCGUCGCCACUACCAGAAGAAACCGAAGAAGAUAAAAAAAGGAACUCUAGGCUAAGAAAAGUGGAGAAGAUGAUGAAGGAUAUAUCCGCCAAAAUAAAAGAAUUGGAAUCAGCGGAAGUCGACUUUGACGAUGACAUAAACUCUUCGUAUUUGGUGGAGGAAAGACUAAAAAGACAAUUCAGCAAACUUCACGACUAUUACUGCAAGCUCGCCCAGUGCUCAGCCGCCACAGGUCGUCCGAUUGAAAGAAAAUUUCGCUAUCAAGGGUCGAGGUGGCCGGAGGUUAACAAGAGAAUCAGCGCCUGGGUGAACAAAACUAAGGAAUUUCCAGAUUAUGUGGACAUCUUAAAUCUUUUGAAGAAAGUUACAAAGCAGAGCAGUUUGCCUCUCAGACCAGAGACUAUUCGAGUACAAGCUCAAGAGAUAUUCCGGGAUGUGGGAAGAAUGCUGAAGGAGCGACGGGAAAGUGACGACCUCUACAACAUAUAUUCUUACGCUGAAGACGACGCUGAAGAUCCCGCUACCAAAGAUGAAGAUCUGAACCAGAAAUUGAGUGAAAAUGAGACGAUAGCAAAGGAGAAACUAGAUAAGGUCUUCCAAGAGUUUGUUGAUAAAGAUGCAGAAUCAAGAGGAAUGGGUGAUAUAAAUAUGGAUAAGAAUAAGGAAAAUUCCAAGGCAGAGGAGUUAAAUACAUCAGGUAGUGAGCAGACAGAGACCAAAACUGAAGAGAGUAAAGAAGGAGGAGAAGAAGAAGGUGAACCGAACAAAGGGACGGAGGAGAAACAGGAGGUCGAGGAUGAUGAGGUAGAGGAUGAUGACAUAGAGGAUGCUGUUGAUGACGAUGAUGAUGAUGAUGAUGACGAUGAUGAUGAUGAUGAUGUUGAAGAAGUCGAAAAUGAAGAAAGAGAGGGGAGUGAGAUUCAGCAGCCGUGUGUGGUGUUCGAAGACGAUGACGGAGACAUUACAGACGAUGACCUGAAGAACGUCUUGGCCAGCGCUUGUUUUGAUGAAGAAGUAGAAUUUUCUGAAGAAGAUAUUGCGGUGAUUGACAGCGAGGAACUGGGAUGUCGUAAUUCCGUAGCAGAUGAGGAUGAUGAUAGUGAGGUCGUGUGUUUGGAUGAUGAUGAGGAUGACGAUGAGGAUGAUGAUCAAGAGUUACCCACUUUAGUCAAUUCACCGGUGCCUAAUUCUCCCAGUUCAUCAUUACCUGCUUCGAACACUCCUAGUAAAAAGCGCAAGUGUGAAGAAGAGUCAUCUAGUCCACAGAAAAUGCAGUGUUUAGAGACUCCGCACCCUUGAUCCUUGAUCUCGUAGUCCACCGACACGAUGUAUUAAUAGUAUUAUUGUCAUAUUUUUAUUUUUUACUGUAAUAAUUAUUUAUGGUAUGCCACAGUAUAUUAAGAUAAGCUUGUCAACCGUCACGACUCGUAUCUCCUGGGGUUGAGUCCGGCUGACUGGUAACACAAAAAAAAAACCAUUCUUUGUUAUUGAAACAUUAUACAGUAUCUCCAGAUAAAUACUGAUAAGGAGUAUACAGUAAUAACAACCUUGAUGUGACUGAGCCAAUUGAGAGGCUUAGUGGCAUCGGUAAUCCUUGCAUCAAAUACUUGGACCUGGUGUUACUAGUGAUCAUAGACUGGAUGAGGUGGGAUUGAUACAGUGUACACUAUCUCUUCUUUUUUGUUUAUUCCUGAUAUUUUUUAACAAUUUUGAUAUUAAAAGUUUUUAUGGGUAAUUUUUUAAUAAGCACAUGGUUUUACUGUACUCUUGUGGUGGCUCAAAUGAAUUAUGUACACUCGCCGCCAAAAACUUGUCGAACGCUAUAAACAAUAUGCAAUCUGAAAAAUGAGCGAAGAAUCUGUAAUCAUUCCGAGAUGACAAGCCCCAUUCUGCUCUUUCUCACAUACAUUGUGCCCAGGUGUUGGAGAGUUGAGACUACAGUACUAAUCUGACAAUGUCUCCUUUUGAGGGUUUGAAUCUGGGAUUAUAUGGUGCAGUUUAUUUUUGUAACUGCCACGCCUGUAAAGACGAGUGUCUGUCUGUAUAGUGCAAGUGUUUUUUCUACAUAACCCAGGUUGAUUGAAUAUUGUAUUCACAAAAUUAAAGAUGGGAAUUUUUUUUUUUUACUGGUGAUUAUUUAUGGAUAAAUUUAAUACUUUAUAUCCUUAAGGCUUCUGGUUUAUUUUGCACCAGCUUAAUAUAUUUAAUGCCACUGAGAGUUUUAUAAUGUUGUGUUCAUUGAUUCUCAGGUUUUUUUAUUGCAGAUUUCUGCAGUUGAAUUUUUUUUUGGGGGGCGGGAUUGUCAGUAAAGGGUUCAUUGACAUUGAUUAUGGGAUAAUAACAUUUAAGUUCAGUUCUCUGUGGGGUUUACAUUUCUAUAGUGUAGAGUAGAAACUGGAAAAGUCAUGCAAUUGUUAAAACAAAGUCACAGGGUAUAUUGCCACAUUAUUUGCAACUCUACUACUUAUUGUACAAACUUCCCACAUUGCCAACAUUUUCCCUCCUCUUGUCCAUGUAUAGUUAAUCCCGUAGCUGCAUUUGUCAUCUUUUUUAAAGUAUUGAUGGGAUUUUCUUAUGAGAAUCUAACAAAAAAAUCACAAAGUCUCUCCUGGCCAGGGAUUUAAAUAUUAGAUACCAUUGCGCCAUUAAUGAAGACAUCAGCUCCAGAUGUCUGACUGUAAUUACUGUACAGUACAUUGAAAUGGUAGUUUAUGCCUUUUGUUUGAAGUGAAUGGUAUAGUUUUAUAUUAAACCAAAUGUGGUGUAGUUUUAUAUUUAUAUUAUUCGCUUCAUAGUCAGUUGAUGUGGUUACAGGGAGUCUUAGCAGCUAUGGGGUUAAUAAAAAACCUUUACUGUAUUUCCAUAAUUUUUUGUGGUCUUUGUGGGGAAAUGCAGAUUUUUACUGAAAUGUAUACCAUAUAUUAGUAUUAAAAUUUAUGACAUA